UUCGCAAAAGCACGUCCCAUCCCACGACGUACCACACGGAUGUCCGUAUGUACGUAGUCUAGUUAUACAUAUCACACACGAAACAACAGCGUGAAAAAGGUAAUAAGUUUCUUCAGCGUGAACUUUUGGGUUUUUUAUAGUAGAAAAUAGAAGCUGACACCGAACUUUAAACAAGUAUAAAACUAAUGUGUUGAAAACCUAAGAUGGGGAAGGAAAAAUACGCAGGGGAGGAUGCUCCUGAUGCCCCUCCGCCCGGCAGAACGGAGUCCAAAAAAUUCGGUAAAGGGAAGAAGUAUGACCCAUCAUUCCAUGGACCCAUUGCAAACAGGAGCUGCACUGAUAUCAUAUGCUGCAUUAUAUUCACAGUCUUUGUCAUCGGGAUGUUUGUUGUUGGUGGCAUCGGUUGGUAUUCUGGGAAUCCGUUGACAUUGGUCUACGCUACCGACUCGGAGGGAAAUGUGUGCGGCCAGUCACCCGGAUUUGAAACCAAACCUAAUUUGAUCUACUUUGAUCUGUUGGAAUGCUUCUCUACGACGUCAGUACUUGAGCUAGGAUGUCCAUCACCGAAGGUGUGUGUACAAGACUGCCCAUCCAUCACGUAUGCUCCAUACACCCUGGUCUUAGCAGGUGGUUUGUUGCCUGAUGUAUCCGGCAUUCCCGUGGUCGAUAUACCAGACUCAGAAUGGGCCAAGUUUAUCUGCUUGAAUGGCUUUGACCCAAAGACAGAAUACAACAAAGCUGGGGGAACAUACAAUGGUAUCGAAGGACUACAAAAGAUGUUUGAAGACAAGAAAUGUGCCGCUUAUUACAUCGCAAGUGAACCAUUUUCAGACCGAUGCAUUCCAGCUUUCCUGGUGAAUAGCAAUGUGUCGCUCGAGAGCGUCUUGACUACUGGCCUUUCCUUAAUAAAGACGGUUGGGGGUGCAGACUUGGCCAAUGAUACCAUCUUAAAGUCAUUUAUUACGGCUGCUGAUAACUUCUUGAACUUGCGGUCUGUCUUGAGUGUUGUCUAUCAGGACUUUGUGUCAUCAUGGUACAUAAUUCUCAUUGGUUUAUCCAUGGGUAUGUUACUUUCCUUGAUAUGGAUUGUUGUGAUGCGUUGGUUGGCUGGAUUCAUGACAUGGCUAAGUAUCUUUGCUCUGUGGGCAAUCUUAGGAGCAGGUAUCUAUUGUUGCUGGCAGCAGUGGGUAGAGCUUGGGAUGACCGGUACAAGCAGCAGUGGGUCACUUGACGUGAGCAAUGGUGUAACAGCAUUUAUCAGCGGCUUAUCAGGGUUCCUAAGACUGCAGAAAACAUGGCUGGCUUUCGGUAUUACUCUGUCUAUUCUGUUACUCCUCAUCAUUCUAUUAACGCUAUGUUUGUGUUCACGUAUCCGUAUCGCCGUCCAACUCAUCAAGGAAUCUAGCAGGGCGGUUGGUUCAAUGUUGUCAACGCUGCUAUGGCCCAUUAUUCCAUUCUUACUACAAGUUAUAAUCAUCACAUUAUGGGCAACCAUUGCUGUCUUCUUGGCUACGUCUCAUGAAUCCAACUACGUAGUUUAUAAUGCAACGAAUUCCAUGGACCAAACUGUCAUUGAUUGUAACCCAGAGACUUUUGAUAACUCGACCGGUGCCUCCUGCAUGUUUGCGUCCUACAAACUCCCGAGCUACAUCAUCUAUCUACAGUUCUAUAAUCUCUUCGGUCUAUUCUGGAUGAUGGAGUUUGUAGUUGCCCUGGGGCAGGUGGCCCUGUCCGGGGCAUUUGCUUCUUACUAUUGGGCGUAUCAUAAGCCUCAGGAUAUCCCAACGUUACCGCUUUGGGGAGGACUCUACCGUGCUCUCAGGUUUCAUCUGGGUUCAAUAGCCUUUGGAUCUCUGAUAAUUGCGAUUAUUAAGAUCAUCCGAGUCUUGUUGGAGUACGCUGAAGUGCAACUCAAAAAAGGAAAGGAGAACAAAGUGGUUUCGUUUAUACUGAAGUGUCUUAAAUGUUGCUUCUGGUGUCUGGAGAAAUUCAUGAAGUUCUUGAAUAAGAACGCCUACAUCAUGAUCGCUAUUUAUGGCAAGAAUUUCUGCAGCUCGGCUAAGAGUGCCUUCUUCCUUCUGAUGAGGAAUAUUUUUAGAGUUGCCGUCAUCAACAAGAUUACCGACUUCCUCCUCUUGCUCGGUAUCCUGUGUAUUACCAGUGGUGUAUCGGUCGCUGCAUUCUUCUUCUUCACCAAUCAGAUCACAUGGGUGUCUGGUAUCCUGACUGUACCUGAAGUUAACUACUACUGGGUUGUGAUUAUUGUGAUCGGGCUGGGUGUUUAUGUAAUCGCUAAAUGUUUCUUCAACGUCUUUGAUAUGGCUGUAGACACUUUGUUCCUCUGCUUCUUGGAGGAUAUGGAGCGACACGAUGGCUCGGCUGAGAAACCUUACUACAUGUCCAAAUCGAUGAUGAAGAUAUGUGGCAAGAAGAACAAGAAACCCAUGACGGAGAACGAAGAUGAAGAUGAAGAUGAGUGUGAAUGGUAACUAUGGCAACCAGUCAACGAUGGAAACAGCUGGAUGCUGUGCCAUGGCAUCCGUCUAUUUUUUAACUUUAAAAGUGUUGAAUAUAAAAACAUGUCAUUAAUACAAGGCCUUAAUGUGGGAUACUGUGUAACGCCCAGGGCCCAAUUACAUUGAGCUGUUUAAGCACAAGCAGCUAUGCCAAACAAAAUUAUGCUUACCAGAAUAAGGUUACCGAUGAAACUACCAUGUAAUGUGUACAAUGUGUGACCGGUAUCCUGCUCAUUUCUGCUCAGGAGAAAGAUGUUUAGGAAGUAGCUCUAUGAAAGCCAUUUUAAGCACACAAAAAAUGCUUUACAAUUUUCUUUGGUAAGCAAAUAUGAAGUGGGGCACCAGUCACAACAAUGAAAACUUAAUGUAAUUUUGGCUGGUAACCUGUUUCUGUUCAGCAACACUUUUCUGUGCUUAGCCAGUUUUUGCGCUUUCAGUUUUUAUGAAAUUGGGCCCAGAUGAGGCUGAAAUUGGUUGGAGACAUAGAGACUCUAGGUGGCAGCAGAUACAUGCCUAAUUAUAUUCCAUCGUUAUGGUAGUUUGAGCUUACCAACAUGCAACCAUGCCAUUCAGUCACCUGUUAAAAGCUCUUGCCUAUUACACACAAGAAUCAUCACCACUUCACAUAUUGAUUUUACACAAGCAAAUUUAAUCGUAAUCAGAACAUAUCAUUAUUUUUUCUUAACAAAUCAUAAAAGUAUUGUUUUAUAGGGGGUGUUUAUUUUUUCAAUGUUGCUUAUAGAGGUAGAAACAUUUGUAGGAAGAUGUGUGAUUCUGUUUUUACUAAAUUUGCUCUUACUUUCUGGAAGUAAUUUCUGUGUGUGAUAUAUCCUUUAGUCCUAUAAGAUGAAGUAUCAAGGGAUGGAUUUCACAAAGAGUUGAGACUAGCCUUAUCUUGAGUGAGGAAUAUAUGUAGCCUUAAGGUCCUAGGACUAGUAUACACAUAUUGACUGGCAAUGAGGUAACUAGUGUACCUCUAUUCCCUCGAGGGACUUUGAGUGACCAGAAAAAGGACUAUUUCCCGAGGACUAAGGCCGAGGGGAAAUCGGUCGCUCUUCUGGCCAACCAGAAUACAGAACAAGCAAGAGGUGUGUUAUAAUCCUAGUUAGGGCUAUCUUGGUGAAAUUGACCCCUGGUACUUUAUUAGCAUUGAUAUGACUAUACUAUCUACAAUGGAUUGGGUUCUUACAGGUAGAGAUGGUGAACUUAUAUAUAGGGAUUAGUUUCUUAUAUUUACAACUUGUGUAGAGGCAUGGUAAUGAGUUUCAAGUGUAUAUUUUUGUUUGUGUUGUAUUUCUGUUAUUUUAUGUAAACCUGUAGAACAAAUGCAAUUGCUAGAUUUUAGCUAUUUUUGUUAUGGAAGUCGAGCCCAGUUAAUACUUCCUGCGAAUGCAAAUGCGGUUUGAUUUUUGACGUCACAAAUUCGCAACAAAUUCACCACGUUUCCUAAUGUCUGUUUAUGCCAUUGCUUGUUGCGGUGAUUUUAUGUCCUGUAACUUUGAAUUGUGUUGUCUUUUAGGUAGGUACUCUGUGAAAUAGCCAUUAUAAACAUAACUUAGCAGUACUAAUUUUGUUUUAAUGUGACAUGCAACUUAGUUCCAGUAUUAAGGUAUGGUUUGACAUAGACUUAGCUUGUCAGAUUAGGGUCGGAAAAUGAGAUGGUGAGUUUUGCACACAACGAAAGUGUUAAAGGCAGUGGACACUAUUGGUAAUUACUCAAAAUAAUUUUUAGCGUAAAACCUUACUUGGUAACAAGU
Molecule: messenger RNA, 4273 nt
Organism: Asterias rubens (European starfish)
Lineage: Eukaryota; Metazoa; Echinodermata; Asteroidea; Forcipulatida; Asteriidae
Product: choline transporter-like protein 2
Exons: 21
Coding region: 204-2489 (761 amino acids)
Biological process (GO): transmembrane transport
Cellular component (GO): membrane
Molecular function (GO): transmembrane transporter activity
Source: RefSeq, a predicted model, not a curated record